AUGCAUUACAGAAAUUUCUUUAGAAAACUUGACACGGACAACAACGGAAGUCUCAACCUGAGGGAGGUGCGCGACUUUCUCGCUCUUCUCGGACAUACAGUGGAGGUGGCAGUGAUUCGGGAAUUUAUUCGUUUCCAAACCGGCGGAAUGUCAGACCAGAUAGAGGAAGAGACUUUCGUCAAGUUCAUUAAGAAAGAGGUGAUAAAAUGA
Molecule: messenger RNA, 210 nt
Organism: Protopolystoma xenopodis
Lineage: Eukaryota; Metazoa; Platyhelminthes; Monogenea; Polystomatidea; Polystomatidae
Source: the annotation of a GenBank genome assembly